This is a messenger RNA of Impatiens glandulifera, 1260 nucleotides long. RefSeq names its product putative clathrin assembly protein At1g25240. The transcript has a single exon. Gene Ontology annotation, molecular function: clathrin heavy chain binding; SNARE binding; 1-phosphatidylinositol binding. The record is from RefSeq and is a predicted model, not a curated record. NCBI's taxonomy places the organism in Eukaryota, Viridiplantae, Streptophyta, Magnoliopsida, Ericales, Balsaminaceae. The coding region runs from base 1 to 1128 and encodes 375 amino acids. Gene Ontology annotation, biological process: clathrin-dependent endocytosis; clathrin coat assembly; vesicle budding from membrane. Gene Ontology annotation, cellular component: clathrin-coated vesicle; clathrin-coated pit.
AUGAAGCUCUGGAAAAAAACAACCGGAGCUAUCAAAGACCAAAACACCAUUUUCAUCGCCAGCCUAUCUUCACGUCGAAUCUCCAUUCAUAACAACAUCGACAUUCAAGCCUUAGUUAUCAAAUCAACAAGCCAUAAUGAAUAUAAAAUCGAUUACCGUAAUAGUCAUCGUAUUUUCCGUUUGAUUCCUCAAUCUCCCGCCAAACAUCUUCAAACGUUUACAUGGGCUUUAACGAUUCGAAUGGAGAAAACCCGCGAUUGGGUUGUUGCACUUAAGGGACUUAUAUUAAUGCAUGGUGUUCUUUGUUGUCGAGUUCCUGCUGUUCAUAAACUUGGUCGUCUUCCUUUCGAUUUAUCAAGUUUCAACGAUGGUCAUCUCUCUGGUACUAAAUCAUGGCCGUAUAAUACAUUCAUCAGAUCAUACUUUGCUUUUCUUGAUUCGAAAUCAGAUCUGUUCUCGAGCUUUGUUCGUGAAGAGAAGAAGAAUAAGGAUGUUGUUUCGAUGGAACCUAAACAACAUGUAAAAGCGAUGAAUCUGUUCCGUUUGCAUAAACUCCAGAUCCUUUUAGAUUUACUCAUUCAGAUCAAACCUGAAUCAAUGGAGAUCGUUCAGAUCUUGAUCCUAGAAGCGAUGGACAGCGUGAUCAUCGAAAUCUUCGACGUUUAUAGUAAAAUAUGCAACGGUAUCGCUCAACUAUUACCCACGAUCGACGUAUCAAACAGAAAUGAAUCGCUACAGACGUUGAAAAUACUUCGCAAAGCAACCCAGCAAGGAGAUAAACUGAGUGAUUACUUCGAGAUGUGUAGGAAGAUUGGAGUAAUGAAAGCGUCUGAACAGCCGGUGAUUCCGAUUAUACCUAUUGACGAGAUCAGAGAGCUUGAGCGAGCGAUUAACGAGGAGAAAGCGAUUGUAAAGAUGGAUGAGAAUGAGAGGAUUAGUGAGAGUAGAUCAAGGAAUGAUUUUUAUACUAUAAUUACAGAUGAAUGGGAAGUGUUUGAUGAGAAUUUGAUAGGAAUUGAGAAUGGUGAUGAGAAUCAAUUGGCCAUUGUUGAACCUUGGUAUGAUUCUUGUGGGAGUUCAUGUGGAAGAAAGUGUGAAGAAUUGCCAGAUUUGAUUAGUUUCUUGUAGCAGAAAUUCAAAUUUUUGAUUUUUGGGGGGUUUGAUUUGGUUCCAUUGGUUUGAUGUCAUAAGGAAACAAUUCAUUCUUUUGUAUUAAAUGGAAAGAUUAUAUUAUAUAUUAAUAUAUUUAAAUUAUACAGU